Messenger RNA from Mizuhopecten yessoensis (Yesso scallop), 2105 nucleotides. RefSeq names its product IgGFc-binding protein-like. Lineage: Eukaryota; Metazoa; Mollusca; Bivalvia; Pectinida; Pectinidae. The transcript has 5 exons. The record is from RefSeq and is a predicted model, not a curated record. The coding region runs from base 1 to 1692 and encodes 563 amino acids.
AUGGUUUCUAUAGACGUAGAACUACGAAUGAAGGGAACAUCUCUGUCUCCCAAAGGAAUUCUUAUACAGGCUACAGACGAAGUCAUCGUCUAUGGAGUAAACCGACAACACAAUACCAACGAUGCCUUUCUUGGCCUUCCUGUAGACGUUUUAGGAAAUGAAUAUUAUGCAGUGUCAUAUCUCCCAACAGUUAAAUUGAGGACUCCUCCUCAAUAUGCCCAGUUAAUGGUGGUAGCUACCGUUGACGGAACACAAGUUGAGAUCACCUUUCCAGAUAGCAACGAUUUUGACCACGUAAGUUUCGACGGGAAAGAUUAUUAUGGAGGACAAACAUUGACUGUUACUUUGAAUCGGUGUGUCGCACUGCAGCUCCAGACUGAGGGGUAUUAUGACUUGACCGGGGCAUAUCUUAAAUCGGACAAACCUGUCGCAUUUUUCAGUGGAAAUGUUAGAGCAGUUGUUGGGGCGGCCGGUAGUAGUGACCAUUUAGUAGAGCAGCUGAUAUCUACAGACAGGUGGGGCAAACGGUUCGUGAUCGUUCCUAUACCAGAACGAGCUGUUGGAGACUUCUUCAAGGUUAUAGGAAACACGGACGCUACUGAAGUUGACUUUACAUGCAUCAGUAGUACCUCUAUGAUUACAUCUGAUAAAAUCCUCUUGGCCAAAGCAGGAAGCUAUCAACUUGUAGAAAUGAACCCGAAAUCAUACUGUUAUAUAGUCGCCAACAACAGCAUCUUUAUUGGUUAUUUCGUGAAGAGUCAAUAUAAUAGGGAUAAUCAUGAUCCAGCCUUAAUUUUGAUUCCUCCAAUAGAACAAUACGCAGCAGAAUAUGUAUUCGCAACUCCUAAGAAAACGGUCGGGAGCUAUGAAAAUUUCUUUUUGUUUGUGGUGAAGGACAAAGAUAAAGCCGGUCUUCGCCUUGAUGAGGAGCCUUUCCCCUCAACAAUCGAUUACGUUAGCAUACCAAACAGCUCCCUUGUUGCAGGCUAUAUGGUAGUCGAGGAUGGAUUCCACAAAUUCAAUCAUAUAUCACCGAUAUCUGUGUUUGGUGGGAUCAUGUAUGGCCGUUAUACGUAUGAGACAUACGGCUUACCAGUGGGGCUGCGAAUGGCAAAAAUAAAUAAGGCGUGUAACGUAACAGUAGACGAGAUCGGAGACGGACUAGACAACGACUGUGACGGCCUGAUAGACGAGGAGCUAUGUACUGGUACCUAUGCUGGGCAAGACGAAGAUGGGGACGAUAAAGUGGACGAGGACUGUGCACAGGCAUUGUUCGGCACGAAAGAGGAUAACGCAAGCAACGACUGGGCUGAAUGGAGUACUUGGGGAGACUGCAUUCAGACGCGGAACCGCACGUGUACAGGGGGCAGCUACUGCUCUGGUCCCAACUCUGAAUCACUUUCCUGUGAAAAAGCGGAGCCUGCGGUCAGCACUUCCACAACGUCUACCGAGGUCAUUCAGGUUGACUUAGACAAGCUAACGAAGGAACUGGAGAAAACACUGCGACUGGACAGGAAGAGCACAUCUAAGUACAAACGUAGUCUUCAUAGUGCGUCUGACGACAGGACGAGUUGUGCAGUUAUUGGGUACGUCUUUAUCAGUAUCCUGGCAGCUCUUACGGCAGCCUUCCUAUUAGCAGACCUGGGCACGUAUUACCAUCAAAUCCAGCAACCGCAUGCAGGAAAAGUCUGAAACGCAGGCGAAAAGUCUGAGACAACAGUUAAAACUUAAUUUAGACAGUCCAAUACCGCUCCUUUGUGAGAACGUUGUCAACAUAUCGUUAUUACCAUCGGUACACAUGUGUUACUAAGUUAUUCGCUGAUGACACAUCAUUACAUGUAUAUGCUUUGAUUAACAAUGAUUCUAUUCAGGUAGCUAUCCAACUUAACUAAGACCUUGGAAAUAUUUCAAACUGGGCAGAGAAAUGGGGAAUACUAUUUAAUCAUAACAAAAUUGAAUCAUUAAUAGUCAUUAAAAAACCACAAUGCAACUAUUUCUCAUCCAAACCUUAUUUUCAAUAACACUAUCAUAAGUAAUAUCAUGAGUAAUAAGUAAUGUAAAACAACAUAAACAUUUAGGUCUUUUAUUUAAUUACUUAGCUGGCU